This is a messenger RNA of Penicillium brevicompactum, 4743 nucleotides long. RefSeq lists its product as uncharacterized. The record is from RefSeq and is a predicted model, not a curated record. Lineage: Eukaryota; Fungi; Ascomycota; Eurotiomycetes; Eurotiales; Aspergillaceae. Bases 1 to 4743 code for a protein of 1580 amino acids. The transcript has 4 exons. Gene Ontology annotation, cellular component: cytoplasm; transcription export complex 2; nucleus. Gene Ontology annotation, biological process: mRNA export from nucleus.
AUGGCAAGCCCAUUUAACCCUUUUGCGGCCCCGGCUCGUGGCCAGAGGGGAGGCGCGCAAGGCUCAACGGGGCGUGGGAGAGGAACAACAGCCGGCUUUGGAUCGACAAAUGCGCCGAGGGGGUCAGGCGCACCACGCGCAGGGCGGGCCCGCGGACGUGGAAGAGGGUCGGCGACAUGGAUUGCUCCUGGGCGUGGACGUGGACGUGGGCGUGGGACUGCGAAUGGCGCUGUAAAUGGGACGACGCAUCAGAGCGCGGAAGGAACUCAACCUAACGGAGUGCACUCGCCUUUUGCGCAACCGAGCCAGCAGAGUCAAGUCGCAUCGCCUUUCGGAACGCAGCCCGCCCAAGAUUCUCCAUUCUCCAGAACGCCAAACGGAACUCCACCUUUAUCCUCUACCAAUCCCUCAUUGCAACCUCCCUCCGUCAACCCCUUUCAACAUCCCACUACCAAUAAUCCUUUUGCUCAGCAAUCUUCCAACAUGGCUUCCCCCGCCCCAUCAGGUUUCGCCGGUGGGGCGCAACAAGACCCCCCGGUCCCUAUCGAGCACGCUUCGGCUAUGAAUAUGUACCAAGAAAGAUAUGAUCAACUCAAAAUCGAUCGCGCUGCUCAGCGCCAGCAAGCAAUCAAAGCUGGGCAGAUGGCGGAUCCCAACCAACCGACCUCUUUGAACCAGGCAAUCACACCCGUGGGCACAUGUACUAGCAUGUGUCCCGAGUUCGAGAGCGUGGAACGUAUUGUGCAGAAGAUGGUCGACAAGUGCGAAAAGUAUUUGCAUCCAUCAACGGGCGAAUUGCAGAACAUGGAAACCAAGAUGCUUAAACGCUUCCGACGUUCCGCAGCUGGAUAUGACGAGCAAUUGCCUUCUGAUAUCCGGACUCCAAACACGCUUCUGCAGACCAUGAAUUACCUCAUGCGUUAUGUCAUUGAGGGCAAUGAACCUUUAGCAAUUAUCCACAAGUUUGUCUGGGACCGGACACGCUCGAUUCGAAAUGACUUCUCGGUGCAGCAACUCACACAGGAAGCCGACGUAAAGGUUGCCGUGACAUGUUUAGAGCGAAUCGCGCGGUUUCAUAUUGUCUCUUUGCAUCUUCUUUCAAGUCCUGCGAACACAGAGCCAUUCGAUCACCAUCAAGAGCGCGAACAACUCAACAAUACCAUGCUGUCCCUCAUGUACUACUAUGACGACAACAGAGGUCGGAUCACCUUCGCUAACGAGCCCGAGUUCCGCGCAUAUUACAUUUUGUUCUCGAUUCACGACCAGCGACCAGAUCUUGAAGCCCGUGUUCAGAAGUGGCCCGCCGAUCUUCUUGCCUCUGACCGGGUGCAGGUGGCUUUGGAGCUCUUCGCUGCCGCAGGCAACACAUGGGAAUCUCAAGGCGCGCUAGAUGCCCGCCGGCCAAACGCUAUCGCCCAAGGAUUCUACACUCGUUUCUUCAACAUCAUCAACUCUUCGAGUGUGUCUUACCUGAUGGCUUGUGUCGCCGAGGUCUACUUCAACCACAUUCGCCAAACCGCAAUUCGCUCGAUUUGGAAAGCCUACUGCCGAACCCCUCAGUCUCAGCAGGCCAAGAAUGACCAGUGGACUCUCGAGGAGCUGACGAAGGUUUUGCAUUUCGAUGAUGAUCAGCAGACAAUCGAUUUCUGUGCUGCCCAGGAUUUGCGCUUCGCUGAAAAUGGACAAGGCAGUCUCUAUCUUGACUGGGGUGAUCGUCACGUUGACUCUAUCUUAUUUGCACCAUCGUCUGAUCAUUCAUUCUCCGAAACUUAUGUGGAAUCCAAGCGUGCCGGACGCAGCCUUGUCGCCAUCAUCCUUGGAAUGUCCAUCCGUCAAGCCGCCGCAAUGAGUAUGAUCGAUGACAGCCUAGUGCCUGCACGAAAUGCGAAAUCGGUCAAGGAUAAUUCUAGUGAUGAAGAUCUCUUUGUGAGUGACGUUGGGAACCAAACUCCGGCACCUGUGGUUGAACCAGUCGUCUUUGACCCGUUGCCCCAGGCUGAGCCUGCUACGAAUCAAAAUGUAUUUGCCAAACCUGAUCAGCCAGCACCAACGAGCUUCUCUUCGCCUUUCCAGGGAUUUGGCGGCAGCUCUCAGCCCGACGGCAUGUUCUCUGCUCCACCCGCCGACGACAAACCUAGCAACCCCUUCUUUAAACCACCUACCGAUUCUGCUGCCGUUCAGCCGCCAUCCGCCCCCUCGCCGCAACCUAAUCCAUUCGCAAAGCCACUGGAAGCCAAGAAGGCAGAAACUGCUCCUGUCACUGCGGGCGUGGCAUCUUCGCCGUUUAAUACGCUCUUCCAGCCUCAACCUGCAACUGGGGCAACCCAACCAUCCAUCUUCUCAUCCGCUCCAUCCACCUCAAGCCCCUUCGCUCAAACCCAAUCCCCAUUCCCUCAGAAGGAGACACCCAAGCCAGCUGCAGCUGGGACGUCCACGCUGUUUUCAUCUAGCAGUCCCAAUUUUGCAUCAUCGACUUCCACAAAUCCCCCAACUGUGGCUCCGACCUCCAGCCCUGCAACAUCUUCUGGCGCAAACUUUUUCACCUCUUCCUCGCCGUUUUCAUUUGCGAGUCCAUCACAGAAAGCGGAAACCCCUGCGGCGCCUAAACCAGCAAGCUCUUCGCCUUUCCAACUAAGCAGUCAGUCUUCUGCCCCUACGGCUUCCACGCUCUUCCAGCCGAUUAGUACCACCCCCGCUCCUUCGACCGCUAAGAACCCCUUCGAAGGCCGUGGGUCUUUCGGUUCGGGUGCCCCCGCUACAUCUACUGCUUUAUCUAAGGCACCCGAAACAAGCCAGGCGGCUGAGCCAACUGCAGCGAUCACUCCUGCACCAUCUACUUCUCCCAAGCCUGAAAAUGCCUCUCAAGAUUCAUCAGUUACAUCCAAGAACUUGUUCGGCUUUUCACAGGAGCCUUCGCCCGCUGUGGCUCCUGCAACUUCGACGCUUUUCGAUGCCCCGUCGAAGUCUUCAUCUCCGUUCUCCUUCACUACACUCCCUAAGCCUACUGAACAGCCAAACGAAAGCAACGCUGGGGAAAAGAAAGCCGAACCCUUCUCAUUUAAACCCGCCGAAAAUCCAUUCUCGUCGAUGUUUGCGCCGCCUAAGGCACAGCAACCGAGCUUGGAACCCGAGUCCUCUCCCACUACUGCACCAACACCCGAGAAACAGCCCUCUAUUUUCUCUCACCCAGCAGCCGCUGAGGCAAAGGAAAAGAAGGAGCCAUUUUCAUUCACAUCCGCCAGCAGUCCAUUCCAAGUGAAAGACUCUCCCUCAGCAGCCGCCGAGGUACAGGGGAAAAAGGAACCAUUCUCGUUCACACCGGCUAGCAGUGCAUUCCAAGUGAAGGAUUCUCCCUCAGCAGCUGCGGAGGUACAGGAAAAGAAGGAGCCAUUCUCUUUCUCCUCGGCCAGUAGUCCAUUCCAAGUGAAUGAUUCUCCAUUUGCACCCCCCAAAUCCCAAGAGCCUAGUCAGAAAGCUGAUAACCCGAUCUCCGUUGCGUCGAAACCCGAGGAGCAGCCCGUCGUCCCCACCCUUCCACCAAUUGUGCAUAAAUCGACCGAAGCAUGGGGAUUCAGAAGCUCUGCGCCUGGUAAGGUUCAGGCUCCAUUGUCAUCUGAAGAAUUGGGCUCUGAAUCAGCGCUUCAGCCAGCCAGCCAAUCUGUUUCAAGCAAUCGGCACCCGGCUCAUUCGCCGCCUCGGACUCUUUUCGAGGCCCUCAGACAACCAAAGAUCUUCGACGCCAAGUCGUCUACCUAUGCCCCCUUCGAUACUACUGCCACCCACGCGCCUUUGUUCCGAGACACAAGUCUUGAAUUGGAAUCAAGUUCUCAAAGCUCAUUGAAGCGCCAUCACGGCGCCUCUGAUUCCGAUGUACCCCGUGAGCACAAGAGGCGGUCGUCAUUGAAGGGAAAGUCUACCACUGCCACGUCCGAGGGCUCAUUGAGACGUUCCGUUCAUUUCGAAGAACCGUCCGUCGCUGGGUCAGCUUCUUCAAAGAAGUCAUCGACUUCUUUGGGGCACAAAUCAUCCCAGAAUCCCCAGAAGAAGCGACAAAUUGACGAACGGACUGACAUCGCUCAAGAGCAAGGCCCAAGCUCUAAAGUCUCCAAGGUCUCCCCUCCGGAAGAGCACACCCCAUUCAGCUUCUCCGUGUACAAGGCCGAAAACCGACCCAUCCCCAAGCUCCCGAUAUUGGAAAAACUCGAAAAGAAAUUGGCAGAAGCAAAGGCUCUGUGCGAACCCAAGCCCCUGACAGAAGAGGAGCUCCAGCAAAUCGAGGAAGCCCGACUACGCCGCGCCCGCCAAGUCGACGAAGAUGAAAUCGCCCUUUCCCGCGCCCGAAUCCUAGCCGAGCAACUCAAGAAUGGCCCUGGUAUCUUCGACGGCUUCGUCGGACCCUACCGCCAACCCUGGGAUGACCCAGACUGGGAUCCCCUUGGCCCCAUAGUUGAAAAGUAUCGAUCCCAAAUCCCCAAUGACCCACCCUAUGUGUCACCAAAGCUAAUCUUGACCCGCACUCCCAGUGGCCGACACCAGGUCGCCUACGCGCCUGAUACCCCGGGUCGACCCAUGUCGCGCACCGAGCGGCGCAUCCGACACACCGGCGCCCGUGGCCUGGCCAGCGUCCCGCUGGACUUUCAGCGCCGGAGAGCGGCAUCGAGGGCCCAGGCCCCGGCUCAGCACAAGGAGGUGACUGGGCGGAAGGACAUUGAUGCGAAGGGGGAUCCCUCGCGCAGCAUUUAA